AUGGACUGGGUGAAGCUGCGAUCCUAUUCCCGGAAGAGGCCGGCCCAAAAGAAUAUACACUGGGGUUCUCCCUUGCCAGGGGUGACAACAUCUGCUGCUGGAAACAGAAGGAAUGCUCCAGCCAAAGGCACUCACAUGAGCCUAGGCCUACACCUUAAACCUAAACUGGAAUCUCAUGGCAAAAGACUCAAUAGAAAUGCAAUUACAAAAGCAUUACCAAAUAUUCAUGAAAAUUCAGAGGUAACCCAAACGAAUUGUCAUUCAUCUGACCAAAGGUAUAAGCAGUCACAUUUUGUUUUAAAUGCCCAACAAAAAAAACAGUCCCAUAAUUGUGGUGUAUUCUUCUCUAAACAACGUUUAUUCUUUAAAAAUGAAAACAGGAGUAUGGACGUGAAUAAAGAUAUCAGUGACAUGGACAAGACUGUGGCAAAGGAUUCUUCAUAUCUAAAUACUGCAAGUAAAAAGAGCUCAAGAGAUAGUGAAACCACUUCAGGAACGACUUUACCCACAGGUGUUUCAGAUUUCUUGCUGGACUGUUUGGAUGUGGAUUCUCUGGUGUGCUCCAGUACAGGAUCUAGCGGUUGUACAAGUAGCUACUCAUCACCUGAAAUAUUCAGAGAUGAAGAAGAAAGCAGUACUAUUCCUGAAGGACCAUGUCUUCAAUGCAAAAAUUCAACUCUCUUGGAAACAAGCAAAGCUCUCAACAUAGGCAAGAUGCCACACCUGCCAAAUCUGUCAAAGAUAGCAGGAAGUCAAGACCAGAGUAUUAUAAGGAGUAGAUCAUCUGAACAGAAACUGCAUUCUGGGCUGAGAACUGGUUCAGCUGUAGUAGCAGGAAAACAAUUACACAAAAUUGUAUCUACAAAGGAAUUAAGAGCCAAAUCACAAUCUUCUGGAUCUUUGUUGUUGCUACCGCAGAAGCACAAAACACAGACAAAUGAUAAUCGUCAGUCCAAAAAAAUGAAGAACAGGGAAAAAGAGAAAUCCAAAAGUCCAAUGGAAAGCCCAUCUUCUUCUUCAUUCUUUCCUUGUUUGCAGAAAACCAAAACCAAAACAGACAUAGCUUGUAGGAAUAUAAUUGAACAGGUAGCCUCAAAACAGCCAGAUGCUAGCAUGGAGACAAAUUCUGUAUCAGUGAACCUAGGAAGGAAUAAAGCAAUCCUAACAAGUACUGCAUUUCAACAGCCAGAAGAUGUAGAGCUGGACUUGUCAUCAGUUCGUAAAGGCUCACUCAGUGAAGAUUUCUUACCAAACACGAAUAGUCUAUAUGUCAAUUCAGAAGAAAUUGUUCCUGCAACAUUGACUCCAGAAAACACUAUUUAUCAGUGUUUACGUAACCCACCAGAAAUCUGCUCUAUCAUUAAAGCCUCACCAGGAUUUAGACCACUCAAAAUUCUCCAGCAUCCAUUGAAUAGAAAAGAAUUAUUCUUUCCACCAGGAUCAAGUGAAGAUAUUAUUACAAGCUCAUAA
Anolis sagrei ordinatus is the source of this 1470-nucleotide messenger RNA. NCBI's taxonomy places the organism in Eukaryota, Metazoa, Chordata, Lepidosauria, Squamata, Anolidae. The record is from RefSeq and is a predicted model, not a curated record.